AUGUCAGCCAGAGGGAGGCCCCGAAGCCUCCAUCUGCGCCAUGUGUGCUCCUCCAAUCGACAGCAGCGCCGGCUGCUGAAUCACUUUGUCUCCAAAACUCCUGAACCCCCCCAGGAACAAACCCCACCGUUUCGCUUCACCCUCGCAGUAAAGGACAACAUCGCGACCAUGGAUAGCUCCCAACCGACAACAUGCGCCUCGCCCUUUCUCUCCACCUACCACUCCCCCUUCGAAGCAACCAUCGUCUCCCAGCUCCGCGCCCGGGGCGCCCGCGUCGUCGGCAAGACCAACCUCGAUGAAUUCGGCAUGGGCAGCCACAGCACGCACUCGGCGUUUGGAGCCGUCGCGCAACAACCAGCACAACCACCACCACAACAUCAAGCCAACCACCACCACGACGGUCCUGCUCCUCCUCCUUCUUCUUCCCAAGAAGCGUCGUCCCCGUUGUUAUUAUUAUCCGCGGGCGGCAGUUCCGGCGGCAGCGCCGUCGCCGUGGCCGCGGGCGAGGCCGACGUGGCGUUGGGCACCGACACGGGCGGCUCGGUGCGCCUGCCUGCCGCCUACUGCGGCGUGGUCGGGUACAAGCCGUCGUACGGCAUGCUAUCGCGGUUUGGCGUCGUGCCGUAUGCUAACUCGCUCGAUACCGUCGGGUUGCUGGCUAGGGGCGUGGGCAGGAUUCGGGAGUUGGUCAUUGGAGGCGGGGGAGUAGGGGUGCGGUCUGAUGGUGGUGGUGGUGGUAGAGGGUUAUGGGAGGAGCAUGAUGCGUUGGAUCCGACUAGUCUCUCGGCGGCUGCGAGGAGGAGGUGCGCGAGGGGAAGGGAGGGGUAUGAUAAUACCUCUGGGUGGUGGAAGGAGAGAAGGGCAGGCAUUGGUGGGGAGGUGUUGAAGGGGCUUCGGUUUGGGAUACCGUUGGAGUACAAUAUCGAGGAGCUGGAUUCGAGGAUACGAGACGCCUGGGCCGAGACGGCCAGGACGCUUCAGGACGAGUUCGGCGCGCGCGCGGUGCCCGUCUCGCUGCCUUCGACACGGCACGCGCUGGCGGCCUACUACGUGGUUGCCCCUGCCGAGGCGUCGUCCAAUCUCGCAAAGUAUGACGGAAUCCGGUACGGCGCAAGGGAUACGGAGGCCGCGAGCGAUUCCCUCGGCGGUGUUCUCUACGCGGCGAAUCGCGGCAAGGGCUUCGGAGACGAGGUCAAGCGGCGCAUUCUGCUGGGCUCGUACACGCUCAGCUCCGAGGCCAUGGACAACUACUUUAUCAAGGCGCAGCGGGUGCGCCGGCUGGUGCGCAAGGAUUUCAACCGCGUCUUUGCGCUUGAAAAUCCGCUUCACGAGAGGGAAACGUUCGAUCUUACCGAUCUCAAUGAGAGCAUCGACAUGGAAGACAAAUGGGGCCCAGAAGAGGUCGACUUCUUAUUGUGCCCUACUGCACCAGCGCUGGCACCGAGGCUGGAGCAUGUCAUGAACCAGACGCCGCUGGAUGCCUACAUGAAUGAUGUUUUCACUGUCCCUGCAAGCCUGGCGGGACUGCCAGCGAUCAGCAUCCCGAUGCCCGUCGCAUCGAGAACGGCAGGAGAUGCUGUCGAGAACGCUGCCACAGCAGGGCUGCAGCUAAUCGGGCAAUAUUGGGACGACGCCAGGCUGCUUGCAGUAGCGGAUGCGGUGUUGCAGACUCUC
This is a messenger RNA of Parathielavia appendiculata, 1674 nucleotides long. Its product is annotated as amidase signature enzyme. The record is from RefSeq and is a predicted model, not a curated record. The transcript is spliced from 2 exons. The annotation marks the transcript as partial. Gene Ontology annotation, molecular function: glutaminyl-tRNA synthase (glutamine-hydrolyzing) activity. Gene Ontology annotation, cellular component: glutamyl-tRNA(Gln) amidotransferase complex; mitochondrion. NCBI's taxonomy places the organism in Eukaryota, Fungi, Ascomycota, Sordariomycetes, Sordariales, Chaetomiaceae. Gene Ontology annotation, biological process: glutaminyl-tRNAGln biosynthesis via transamidation; mitochondrial translation.